GAAAUUCUCCUGAAGAAAUGUCAACAAAUCAAGACCAAGAACAUUGACACUUAAAUCCUUGAACAUGUCUUACAUGAUUAAAUCAUUAUAGUAGAUCUAUUCUGAUUGAUCUCAUUCAGUUUGAAAAAAUAAGACUAUACAGCGGAUCUCACAUUUUUGUACAAUCACAAUGAGUAGUACAAGUCCUAGAGGCGAGGAAGGGCUUAUUGAAAAAUUUCCUCAUUAUAAAACUUACAAAGCUUGCCAGUCUCAAGCUCUGAUGUCGAGUUCUUUUGCGUUGCUUAUGGCUUCUAUGUGUAGUUAUCUAGCAAUGAAUGCUUUCAAUCAAAGAUUCAAACCGAAUAUCAACAAAAAUUGGCUGGUGGCUGGGCCUGUUCUGUUUGGUGUUUUAUCUGCCUAUGUCGUAGUACAGCACAAGACUACAAACUGCCAAAACAUGUGGAUGGCUAUGGAAGAGAAACAUUCUGUACUGACACCAGCAAGUGAACGAGCAGCCAUGAGAGAGAAAACAUAAGAUGAUCAACUAUUAUGUUUUAACAGAGCUCAUGUGAUUCAUAUGAUGUAAAUUUGUUAAUAAAUUAGUAAGUUUUAAUUGCCACUUAAUUUCAAUACAUGUGUAUUUUUUUUACAUAAACAUCUAAAUAAUCCUGUUUGUAUGCCCUUUGUAUUGAUAAUGUAAAUAUUUAUUUGAGAUGACAAUAGGCACAAGACAUUCACACAUUUUGUAAGGUUACUUUUUGUUACAAUUUAAUUUGGACACAUCUGUCCAAACCCGUUUUGCAAUCUAUGAAUACCCAAACACGGUGUCAUUGGAUUCUUCUUUGAAUUGCUUAAUUGUGUUUAGUUCUUAGAUGUAAAUAGGUGUUCAGAAUAUAUAUAAUAUACAGUUUGUACAAUAAAAUUUUUUUUAAAUGGCAGAAUUAGAUUACUUUAGCUUUCUUACACAAUUGUAAUGAAAUUUGAAGUUUUGUUUCUGGUUGACUAUAUACUUUAUGAGGUAAUAACUAAGUGUUAAACACAUUUAAAAUGUUAAAAUUUUUUUUUAAUGAAGUCACUGAAAUAUAAACUUGGUAAUAUUUUUGGUGGAAAAAGUUGUCAAUUGAUUUGUUAAGUGGUGGACACCCUGUUGAUGGAAAAAACGCCUAGCAGUAUAAGUUUAUAUUUGAAAAAAAAAAAAAAUCCCAUUUUCAAAUCUCUUUUUAUUAUUUUUAGUUAGCACAUUUGACAUUUGUAAAUUCUUUUUUGUUUUAAAUUGCUUUGCGAUAUUUUUUUUUUUUUUCUGUGUAAUAUCGUAUAAUGUAAAAUGACUUAGAGAUUUGCUAUGAUAGUUGAACAUCCAAUAUUAUUCUAUUUGGAUUUAUGUUUGACACAAUAUACAUCUCCUGAUGGCUGGAUUGCGAAGUUAUUAUGUACUAUUUUGAAUGAUUAUUAA
Messenger RNA from Biomphalaria glabrata, 1432 nucleotides. RefSeq lists its product as uncharacterized. NCBI's taxonomy places the organism in Eukaryota, Metazoa, Mollusca, Gastropoda, Planorbidae. Bases 170 to 514 code for a protein of 114 amino acids. The record is from RefSeq and is a predicted model, not a curated record. The transcript is spliced from 4 exons.